Molecule: messenger RNA, 1407 nt
Organism: Paramecium octaurelia
Lineage: Eukaryota; Ciliophora; Oligohymenophorea; Peniculida; Parameciidae
Source: the annotation of a GenBank genome assembly
AUGAUCUAUCAUGCUUAAAAUAUCCAAUCUAUUUUCAAAUUUUCAAUAGCUCUACUUUUUAGUGAAAUAAAAUAAAAUUUAUCUCAAUACAACUGUAAUAGUUCUACUAUACCUAUUAUUGAUUGCAUUCUUUAUGCAAUGUUAGAUUACACAGUCAAUAAAAAAGGAGACGUUGGUUUAUUUAUCAGAGAAAACUCAAUUAUUGCUAUCUAAUCUAUUAUAACUAGUUAUGUAGGUUACAUUGAGAGAAAUCAAAUCAAUAAUAUUAUAUUAUAAAUGAAUAAUAUAUUAUAAAAAUUAUUGGAUAAUUAUUAUAGUAAUUAUGCGAAAAAAUUGAUAGAGUGAGGUUAUUAGCUGGAAGUGUUUUGUAAGAUUUAUUUAAAUCGGUGUUACCAAAAUUGUAAUAAUUCGAAAAUUACGAAUAAAUAUCAGCAAUAUUCUCAACUGCUAAUUUAUAAUAGACUAUAAUAAAGGAUUAAGAAAGAGUUGAUCAAAAAUUUUAAAGUGAAAUUAUUGAGGCUGAAAUUAGAAAUCUAAAACAUUUUCUAUAAAAUAUCGGAAAAACAGAUUUAAUUUAUCAUUGGAAUUUACCUCAUUGUUGUUAUAGACAAAUUGUUCCCAUUCUUGCAUAUCCUACAUUUUUUAGAUACAUCCUAACCGGAUUAUGUAUAAGUGUGGGAGGAAUUAGUGAAUCAAUCUAAAAAUAUAGUGAAGAAGCUUUAGUACAAUAUAUCCAUCUGAAUUAAAAUCUUGAUCUCUUAAUGACUAAUUUAAUUGAAAUCCUUAAAUUAUAUGAGUUAGAUGACAGAGUAGUUUUACCUUUAUUUAAAACAGCUUCUCUUGUUUUAUAAAAGGAAGAAAUACAAUCAUUACCUAUGGUUAAAGAAUACACUUAAACGUUGUUUUAGUUAAUAUAUAAAGAAACUCAUAAAAGUUAAUCCAUAAAUAAAUUAGCUGCUAGCGUUUAAUUAACUAUUGAUAUUUUAUCAAUCAAUAUAAUAUUGUUUCAUCAAUUCAUUUAACACAUUUUUAAUAUAAUAACUAGCGAGUAAAUUAUUAGAUUUAUAUUUUUUUAAAUUUACCAAAGGUAAGAAAACAAUUAGCCGAAGCAUUUUACUUGUACUUGCUAUAGUAAAUUAUUUUAGCAAUCAUUCUUAUGAUCUAAGUUUUGUAUUCAACUUGCAUUAAGAUGUAUCUCUUGAUAAUGAAGAUUUAAUAUCUAUGAACAAUUAUUGCUUAUUAUAGGAUUACUUAUUAUAAACUGAUUGGCUAUCUGUAUUUAUUUAAUUUUAUCAUAAUUAGGAGGAGCUAGAUAACAAUAUUGAGUAGUGCAGAAUCUAAUUGAAACAAUUAUUAAAUUUUUCAGUUUAAAUAAAAUAUAAUUUUUUGAAUCUAAUACUCAUCUGA